AACCGUGCGUGAUGACGUCACUGAGUGCUCGGUCUCUGCUUGUUGUGGCUCCCUGCUGCUAGUUAGCUAAGAACCGGAGGAAGGUCUGUUGGUCGUGACAGUCGGAACGGUGGUUUUCCGAAACUUUUCCGAGUCACAUUGGUCCCUGAAAGACUGGAAGAGAGUUUCAGCCGCGUCUUGGACGCAUGGGAGUUCCCUGGGAGCCGCGAACGGAGAAGACAGUCCUGGUGGUCCUGACUGUUCAGCAGGAUGAGUGAGGCGGACGGACAGUUCUACAGUGUCCAGGUGGGAGACUCCACCUUCACUGUCCUCAAGCGCUACCAGCAGCUUCGUGCCAUCGGCUCCGGGGCCCAAGGCAUCGUCUGCUCUGCCCUAGAUACAGUCCUCAGUAUACCAGUGGCAGUGAAAAAGCUCUGCCGGCCCUUUCAGAACCAGACCCAUGCAAAGCGAGCCUACAGGGAGCUGGUGCUGCUCAAAUGUGUCAACCACAAAAAUAUCAUCCGUCUGAUCAAUGUUUUCACGCCUCAGAAGUCUUUGGAGGAAUUCCAGGAUCUGUAUCUGGUGAUGGAGCUGAUGGAUGCCAGCCUGUGUCAGGUGAUCCACAUGGAUCUGGACCACGAGAGGAUGUCCUACCUGCUCUACCAGAUCCUCUGUGGCAUCAGGCACCUACACUCCGCCGGCAUCAUCCACAGAGAUCUGAAGCCUAGUAACAUAGUAGUGAAGUCUGAUUGUACUCUGAAGAUCUUGGACUUCGGCCUGGCGAGGACAGCCUGCACCAACUUCAUGAUGACCCCCUACGUGGUAACCAGAUACUACCGAGCCCCAGAGGUCAUCCUGGGCAUGAAGUACAAGGAGAAUGUGGACCUGUGGUCAGUUGGCUGCAUAAUGGCCGAAAUGAUCUCUCACAAAGUCCUCUUUCCCGGAAAGGACUACAUCGACCAGUGGAAUAAGGUGAUUGAGAUUCUGGGAACGCCCAGUCUAGAGUUUAUGAACCGACUGAUGGAGACCGUCAGGAACUACGUGAUGAACAAGCCUCAGUAUGCAGGCGUCAGCUUCGCCGAGCUUUUCCCGGACUGGGCGUUUCCCUCUGAUUCAGAACACGACAAACUAAAGACGUGUCAAGCCCGAGACUUGCUCUCCAAAAUGCUGGUCGUUGAUCCAGAAUGCCGUAUCUCUGUAGAAGAAGCCCUGCAUCACCCCUACAUUCACGUGUGGUACGACCCCGCAGAGGCAGACGCGCCUCCUCCCCAGAUUUCAGAUAAGCAGCUGGAGGAGAGAGAGCACACCAUAGAACAAUGGAAAGAACUCAUUUAUGAAGAGGUGAUCGACUGGGAGGAGAGGAACAAAAAUGGUCUGAUGAAAGAAGACAGCUCAGAUGUGGUGUCAGGCUCCGCCUCCCAGUCCUCCUCUGCCAACGACAUCUCAUCCAUGUCCACGGAGCACACGUUGGCGUCGGACACGGACAGCAGCAGCAUCGACACACUGACAGGGCCACUGGACGAGAGCCAGUGAGCGCCAGCGUUAGCCACACGAGGGGGUCUGUUCGCUUCCUGCAGCCCUCUGACCCGUUUACAAAGUAUCUGACAACUGUCUCCUCCUGGUUUUACUUUUUUGGGGCCCCAAAUCUGUUUAUUUUAUUUUUUUUUCUUUUAAUCCUUCAAUGAAAAAAAAAGUCUUUCCUGUGUGAUCUGGUGCCACCUGAAGGUCAAAUCUAUCAACGCUAUCAUUUGUGUCAGUUUUCAUUUUCUCUUUAUUUUCUUGGUGAAUGUUAAACUCGACCGUGCACACAGUUUUUGGCGUAUGCUUCCAUAUUGAUUAAUAGAAGUAGUUGUGGUGAAGGGGCGGGGCUUGGCGUUUGAUCUUUAUGCCUGUAUUUUAAUAGUUUUAUUUUUUUAGAUAUAUUGAGA
Molecule: messenger RNA, 1907 nt
Organism: Nematolebias whitei (Rio pearlfish)
Lineage: Eukaryota; Metazoa; Chordata; Actinopteri; Cyprinodontiformes; Rivulidae
Gene: mapk9
Product: mitogen-activated protein kinase 9
Exons: 12
Coding region: 250-1512 (420 amino acids)
Biological process (GO): JNK cascade; protein phosphorylation
Cellular component (GO): cytoplasm; nucleus
Molecular function (GO): JUN kinase activity; ATP binding
Source: RefSeq, a predicted model, not a curated record